Messenger RNA from Trichoderma citrinoviride, 1407 nucleotides. Its product is annotated as FMN-linked oxidoreductase. Bases 1 to 1407 code for a protein of 468 amino acids. Gene Ontology annotation, molecular function: dihydroorotate dehydrogenase activity. The record is from RefSeq and is a predicted model, not a curated record. Gene Ontology annotation, cellular component: mitochondrial inner membrane; cytoplasm. NCBI's taxonomy places the organism in Eukaryota, Fungi, Ascomycota, Sordariomycetes, Hypocreales, Hypocreaceae. The transcript has a single exon. Gene Ontology annotation, biological process: pyrimidine ribonucleotide biosynthetic process; 'de novo' pyrimidine nucleobase biosynthetic process.
AUGUCCGCCGCACUGCUUCGAUCGCGCCUCGCCGCCUCAGCCUCAGGCCUCCGACCAGCUGCCCGCCCGACGACGAUAUGCCCGCAAAAAGCCGCUGUUCCUCGCCGCUUCAACUCGACCUCGACCGGCGGCAGCUCCCCCGGCGCCGGACUCAAGGUCGCCGCCUAUAGCGGAGCGCUGGCGGUGACUCUCUUUGCCUCGUACUACUAUGUGACCGACACGCGAGCGUUUGUGCACCGAUACGUGGUCCCGCCGCUGCUGAGGACCUUUGUCCCUGACGCCGAGGAUGCGCAUCAUCUGGGCGUUACCGCACUCAGGGUGCUGUACGAACUAGUCCUGCACCCCCGCGAACGCGAUGCCGCUGCGAACAGCCCCAGCCUCUCGACCUCCGUCUUCGAGCACCAAUUGGCGAACCCGAUCGGCAUCUCCGCGGGUCUGGACAAAGAUGGCGAGAUCCCCGAUGCUCUGUUUGCCCUGGGAGCGGGUGUCGUCGAAAUCGGCGGCUGCACGCCAAUGCCGCAAGAGGGCAAUCCCAAGCCUCGAGUCUUUCGCGUGCCCGUUCUGGACGGAAUGGUCAACCGAUAUGGCCUCAACUCAAAGGGCGCCGACGAAAUGGCGAUCCACCUGCGCAACCGACUGCGACGAUUUGCGCUCUCAAUAGGGGUCAGCGAGGAGGACGUCAUCAGCGGCGAGGCCGGUGUUCCCGUGGGAAGCUUGAAGCCCGGACGGAUACUCGCUGUACAGAUCGCAAAGAACAAGGAGACGAGCGAGAGGGACCAGCAGGCCAUCGCCGCCGACUACGUCUACUGCACACGGCGGCUAGCCCGCUAUGCCGAUGUUCUAGUCGUCAACGUCAGCAGCCCCAAUACACCCGGCCUUCGGGACCUGCAAGCCACCGAGCCCCUGACGCGGCUGCUCGCGGCGGUGGUCGACGAAGCGGGCAAGACAGAUAGAAAGGUCCGCCCCAGGGUCAUGGUCAAAGUCUCUCCUGACGAGGACGAAGACUCUCAGAUCGAAGGCAUUGUCCAGGCUGUCCAGAGGAGCGGUGUCGACGGAAUCAUUGUCGGAAAUACCACAAAGAGGCGGUCCGGUCUCAACCUCAAGGGAGCCAAGCUGUCCAUCAGAGAGCAGAAGGCCUUGAUGGAGGUGGGCGGCUUCUCUGGCCCCGCCAUGUUCGGGCGGACGCUGGAUCUGGUUGGCCGCUACCGCAAGAUGCUCGAUUCACAGCCCGGCGCUGCCAAGGGCGAACAAAAGGUUCUUUUUGCGACGGGCGGCAUCACGAAUGGGGAGCAGGCGUUGAAGGUGCUGAAUGCGGGUGCCAGCGUGGCGAUGGUGUACACGGGCCUGGUCUACGGAGGAGUCGGAACGAUUACGAGGAUGAAGAAGGAGAUGGUCGAGGCUCUAUGA